Molecule: messenger RNA, 1158 nt
Organism: Spodoptera littoralis (African cotton leafworm)
Lineage: Eukaryota; Metazoa; Arthropoda; Insecta; Lepidoptera; Noctuidae
Source: the annotation of a GenBank genome assembly
AUGUCUCGUCUACUCCUCAUUGUAGCGAUGUGGGUGUCCACCGCGCAUGCAGCGACGGUGGUACCUGUCACAAUGCAGCCGCUUCUUGGUAAACUGAGGAAAGGCAUCACGAACGACAUCGCUACUAUCGCAGAGCCUAUUGAGAAGGCUCUGUUUGCUAUAGGCUUUAGUCAGUGCAGUGAAGUGAAGAAGCUGCUAGGAGUGGACUAUGCCACCUUCAAUCGAAUGGAUCCAGACCUGAACAGCCUGAGUCUAGUAUUCACCACGAGGUCAGUAGACAUCAAGUACAAGCUAAGAGACGCGGCGCGCCUCAUCCCGCAGUCGGAGUGGUUUGAUCCCACCAAGCCGCUGAAGAUCUACCUCCAUGGCUUCUUCGACGAUCCCUCACAGGAUGCCUUCACCAAGCUCAGUAAGGCGUUCCUGGAUGCAGGUGAUGUGAACGUCCUAGCGCUGGACGCGAGCUCCUUGCUGGGCUGGCGGUACCUGCGCGCCACCACCAUGGUGCAGUUCAUAGGGGAGCAGCUCGGGAAGCUACUGGCUUCACUUGUUAAAGCGGGCCUCCGUCGAUCCAACAUCCAUUUAAUUGGACAUAGUCUUGGGAGUCACAUAUCCGGGUUCGCGGGCAAGACGUUCAAGACACUAAUCAAGCACCGGGUCGGCCGGAUAACCGGGUUGGACCCGGCUGGGCCAUGCUUCUCGGACGUGAAUGUCACACUGAGGCUCAAUAAGAAAGACGCUCGGUUUGUUGACGUCAUCCACACUGACGCUGGAGUGUAUGGUAUCGCUGAGAGAGUGGGUCAUGUGGACUACUUCCCGAACGGUGGUUCCAAGCAGCCGAGCUGUCCCCCGACCCACCUGCUGGACUCCUGCAGCCACAGCCGUGCCUGGCUGCUCUUCGCGGAGUCUGUCACCAAUCCAGACGCCUUCGUCGGAGUUGCCUGUCCAGACUGGGCCGCAUUUCAAAACCAACAGUGUAAUUAUUCUGAUUUGAGCCCUAUGGGUCUGGCUAGCCGGCCUGGGACGCGAGGCACCUACUACCUCAGUACAGCAGAGGAGUCUCCUUACGGCCUAAGUGAAGACGGCAUCAGAUUCGUCAAGAGCGAGGGUGUCUUCCGGUUCUUCACGGAUAUCUUCUCAAUGUUCACCGGGCAACGCUGA